AUGGAGACUGCUGUGGUAAACAAGGAAGAGAUCGGCAAGGGUCUGGGAGAGGAUCUUAAUAGAGAAGGUUUGAAGAAGAUGCCUCUUCGUGUUGCCAAGGGGAAAGAACAAGGGGAAGAUGGAGCAUUUUUUGGUUUUUGUUUUCACUAG
Molecule: messenger RNA, 150 nt
Organism: Prunus armeniaca (apricot)
Lineage: Eukaryota; Viridiplantae; Streptophyta; Magnoliopsida; Rosales; Rosaceae
Source: the annotation of a GenBank genome assembly